AUGCCGCGGUCAGUUGCCACGUCAGCUCCGCGCUUUCCCGCAUUUCUCUCCCGCCCUCCCCUCCCGCUCAUCAUCGGCGCGCUUUUCGCGCUGCUGCUCCUAGGGUUGUUCCUCUCUUCGCCGCCCACGCCGUCGCUACCGACAAGCGUUCCCGCCCAUGACAGGCUGGCGAACUUCCACCCUGUCAGCGAGGUAAAUGCACCCACCCCUGCUCUCUACAAACCGCAUCCCUCCCCUGCUUCUCACUCCCACCACGGCCAAUUCCCCUCCCUCCUGGUUCGGUGGGCUAUCAACAGGUGCGGCGAUGUGACAGAGAAGAAAUCCGGCCCGGCCCUCUCCCCCGUCCCCUCCCUUGCACCCGCCUUCUUCCCACGACUCACCUCAUUCCAACCAUUCCCACCGCUGCCCAUUCCACCCGCCUUUCUUCUCUCUCCCCUCCAGGUGCGGUGGGCCAUCAUCGGGUGUGGCGAUGUGACAGAGAAGAAGUCCGGCCCGGCGCUCGCCCUCAUCCCGUCGUCUCGCCUCGUGGCUGUCAUGCGCCGCAACGCCACCCUGGCUCAGGACUACGCCCAGCGCCACCACGUGCCCAGGUGGGGGUUGGCGCUCGCCCUCAUCCCCUCGUCUCACCUCGUGGCUGUCAUGCGCCGCAACGCCACCCUGGCUCAGGACUACGCGCAGCGCCACCACGUGCCCAGGUGGUCAACGAACGCAGAGGAGACAAUCAACGACGCCGAUGUGAACGCUGUGUACAUCGCCACUCCCCACCGAUACCACAAGCAAUAUGCCAUCAUGGCAGCGCGGGCAGGGAAGCCAGCCUACGUGGAGAAGCCAAUGGGAAUGAGCCACGUGGACAGCUCUGACAUCCUCGCUGCCUUCCAGCGCGCCAAGCUGCCUCUCUUUGUCGCCUACUACCGCCGCGCCCUGCCCAACUUCCUCAGGAUCAAGGCCCUAUUGGAAUCUGGGGCCAUAGGGGACGUCCUGUCCGUGCAGGUGGUAUACCACCGGCCACCCAACAAGUACGACUACCAGUGGGCACUCAGCGGAGUCCCGAGUCAGAAGGAGCUGCAGACGAUGCUGCAGCAACAGCAGCAGGAGAGAAGGGGAGGGAACGAGGAGGGGAGCGGAGCAAGGGAGCAACAGCAGAGGCAGUACCCGUACCGCCCGUUACCCCAGCACCACCCAGCAGGGGCGUCUCUGCACAACGCGACUCUCAAGUGGCGUGUGGACCCCCUGGUGGGCGGGCUUGGUGGGUACUUUCGGGACAAGGGCAGCCACCAGCUCGACCUGCUCGACUUCUGGUUCGGCCCUGUGGUGAGUGCGUGUGAGGAGGGGGAGUUGGGUGAGUGCGCCUUCGAGUCGACUCAAAACCCCUUCAGGGGCGUCUCUGCGCAACGCCUCUCUCAAGUGGCGUGUGGAUCUGCUGGUGGGGGUCCUGGGUGGUCGACUCUAGACCCGGCAGGGGCGUCUCUACAUAACGCCUCUCUCAAGUGGCAUGUGGACCCCCUGGUGGGCGGGCUGGGAGGGCAGCCACCAGCUGGACCUCCUGGACGUCUCGUUCGGCCUCGUGGUGAGUGA
Molecule: messenger RNA, 1575 nt
Organism: Closterium sp. NIES-65
Lineage: Eukaryota; Viridiplantae; Streptophyta; Zygnematophyceae; Desmidiales; Closteriaceae
Source: the annotation of a GenBank genome assembly